UAAACCCUUGAAAAAAAACCCUCCUUAGAACAUAGAACAACGAAAGUCGCAGCAGCUCCUCCGUGCGUGAAUAUCUGAAGCUAUCAUCAGAAGAAGAGAUGGCAGAGAGAAGCAAAGAACUACUUCAAUUAGAGCGCAAAGGAACACCCCUUUCUUCAUUAGAAUCCACUCUUCUUGUUUGUGAUAGUAACAAAAAAGAAUCAAACAAUCUAACAAAGAGACUCUCCACUUCCCCACUUCCUCCUAGCCAAUUAUUAGGGAAGGUUAAAGACUUCUUAGGAGUGAUGUCAGAAGCAAAUAAGCAGCUGGAACAUGAUGCAAAGGAACAUCCAGAGAAAUAUGAUAUUGAAGGGCUAACUGGAAAUGAAUCUGAAGUUAUUGAAAUGGAUUUGAUGCUUGGUGUUGCCGAUCUUAAUACACCUGAGGCUGUUGCUGCUGCAGAGUCAGCUAUUUCCAAUUCUCAGCCUGUGAUUUCAUUGGCUGCUGACGAUGAUAGUGAAACAGAUUCAGAAGAAGAAAGUAGCACUGAUGAUGAUGGUGGUGAAAUUGACAGCAAUUUUGAUGACUGUGAUAAUGGAAACGAUGGCAAUAAGCCUAUGUCCAUUGAUCAAAAACCUACUUCUGGUAAAGAUAAUAUCCCUGAAAAACAGAAGGGAAAUCGUCGUUCCAAAAAACGUCCAGCGAUAGUUGAGCUACCAUGAAGCCAAAAUGGUAAUGAGUUAGAUUAGAUUCCUGUUUUGUAUGAAAUCAUUGUAUGCAACCAGAAUCACAACAUUUAUACAUUUGGAGUUCGAAUUUACUAUGACUUUAACUACGUUGCGAAUAUAAAUUAAGACAAUACACUGGAAAUUUUCA
Medicago truncatula (barrel medic) is the source of this 855-nucleotide messenger RNA. RefSeq lists its product as uncharacterized. Gene Ontology annotation, molecular function: box C/D methylation guide snoRNP complex binding. The coding region runs from base 99 to 701 and encodes 200 amino acids. The transcript has 5 exons. NCBI's taxonomy places the organism in Eukaryota, Viridiplantae, Streptophyta, Magnoliopsida, Fabales, Fabaceae. The record is from RefSeq and is a predicted model, not a curated record. Gene Ontology annotation, biological process: box C/D snoRNP assembly.